AUGGAUCCUUUGAAUAAUAUGUAUGAUGCUCUUGUUUCCAUUAAUAAUAUUUUACAAAAAUGUAAACAUAAGAAUAAAGAUAUCUGUAUGGAAUCUACUGCUGCCGAGACGAUUAACAAUACAAAAGAAUUAUCAUUAGAUUCAAAAUCUACGGCUAUUGUACAUCAAACUAAUCAUAAUCAACUACAUUAUGAAUUAUUGACACAAGAUAAUUUUUAUCGAGCCCAUUUAUGCAAUAGAAAUAUUGAUGAAUUGCCAAAUAUAAGUGUUGAUGAUAUUAAACAAUUGAAAUCAAUUAAUGUUUAUACAAUGCAAGAUUUACUUGGUCGUUUUCUUAUACAUGAUACUCCUGAAGAUUUUUAUAUAUUUCUCCUCAAUACUUUUCGUUUAAAUGAAAAGACAGCAACAAUUAUUACUGAUCUAUUUCAUCAAUGGACAAAAUAUAAUUUAGAUGCUGUUGUACAUAAUACUGAUAUUGAUACUAUAAAACCAAUUCAUUAG
Messenger RNA from Adineta steineri, 501 nucleotides. Lineage: Eukaryota; Metazoa; Rotifera; Eurotatoria; Adinetida; Adinetidae. The record is from the annotation of a GenBank genome assembly.